UGUAUAUGUUCUAUAUAAGAAGCCACCAAGUCCCACCAAACACCUGUGUGAAAGAGCUUUGUAUUUGUAAACGACUUGACUCUUGCAUUCUUUCGCAGCACACAUCCAUGUCUACUUACAGUAGCCCUAUUGCAUCAGGACCUUCAGUAUCACAACCAAACGCUGCAUUAAAGUCUGAGCAAUCAACACCUGCUCUUACUCUUCCCAUUCAUCACCAUCCAAACUUGUUUCCAACUUCUCAGCCCAAAUCUCAAACUGGUUAUGCUAGAAGUGGCAUUAAAGUUUUCAAGAAGGGGAUGCCAAUUGCUAGGUCAGUGAACCUUACACAAUUACGUGGUUACGAUGAAUUGAUUCAUAAAUUGGAUCAGUUAUUUGAAUUUGGAGGUCAAUUGAUUUCUUCACAAAAGAAUUGGCUUCUUGCCUACACUGAUUAUGAAGAAGAUAUAAUGCUUGUUGGUGAUGAUCCAUGGGAGGAAUUUGUUGUAAUGGCCCGUAAAAUUUAUAUCUACCCCAAAGACGACUUUCAGAAAAUGAUGUAUGAUGAAAGAUCAAUUAAAGAAAUUCAUAAGCAGGAGAAUGAAAACUUUUACAAGGAAUUCCAUGGUCACAUACACAAGAAUGAUGAAAGAUUGCCUGAAGGAUCAGAUAAUGAAAUGCAGAAUCAGAAGAAUGACACUUUAUGUAAGCAAUUUCGAGGAAAACAGAAGAUAAUUGAUUCUGAAAGCUCAUGGCCCUUAUUAACUUCAAGUACUGACAGAAACACUAAUACAACAUUGUCAAAUUCACACGAUUAUUCCGGUCCCUCGUAAAUUUAUAAUGUAUAGUUUUCGUUAAUAACUAUAAUAAGCUAAUGCAUUUUGGUUUUUGAUUUCAA
Messenger RNA from Cajanus cajan (pigeon pea), 874 nucleotides. RefSeq lists its product as uncharacterized. Gene Ontology annotation, biological process: regulation of DNA-templated transcription; response to hormone. The record is from RefSeq and is a predicted model, not a curated record. Lineage: Eukaryota; Viridiplantae; Streptophyta; Magnoliopsida; Fabales; Fabaceae. Gene Ontology annotation, molecular function: DNA binding.